UGGAUCUUUAACCAACACAGAGUUUGAACGGGUCUGCCCCAAUGCCAAGUUGCCAACGUCACCGUAUCGCUCAUUGAGCAGUUUUCAUUCCUAAGAGCUGUCAUAUAUUGCUCUUCUUACGAGUUUCUUUGUAGCUUUUUAUACCGAAUCUACCACAUAAAUAACCCUUAGCGAUGGGUGGUCUACUCAGCUACUUCCGCAGCUUAAUCGGUAGCCGGGAAAUGAGAAUCUUAAUCCUUGGACUUGAUGGUGCUGGAAAAACAACCAUUCUGUACAGAUUACAAGUCGGGGAAGUUGUGACUACAAUCCCUACAAUUGGUUUCAAUGUUGAGCAAGUCACAUACAAAAAUCUAAAAUUUCAAGUCUGGGAUCUUGGUGGUCAAACAAGUAUCAGACCCUACUGGAGGUGUUAUUACUCCAAUACUGACGCCAUUAUUUAUGUUGUUGACUCCGUUGAUAAGGACAGAAUAGGAAUAUCUAAACAAGAACUUGUUUCAAUGUUGGAGGAAGAGGAGCUGAAAGGAGCCAUUCUAGCAGUUCUGGCUAAUAAACAAGAUAUGGAAGGUGCUAUGAGUGUUGCAGAAGUACAUCAAGCCUUAGGUUUGGACUUGCUCAGGAACAGGACAUUUCAGAUAUUCAAAACAUCUGCUAUCAAAGGAGAAGGAUUGGACCAAGCAAUGGAUUGGCUAUCUAAUGCACUCCAGAGCCGUAAAUAACGCUGCUUACUCUGUUGAUCAUGUACAUGUCUUGGUUCUCUGAUUUCUAUUAGUUGUUACAUUUUAAACCAUUGUUGGCACCCUCACAAUUAAGAGGGUGACGAGCCCCAAAUUCGCGAGCAUGUUGUGUGCUAAAUUACAUUUUCAGAGAUGAUUGCAUCCUUAUUGUUCAUCGUGAAGUGUGAGAGUCAGUGUGUUCUCAUUUUCCAUUUCUACCCAUCCUCUGCCAGCUAAAAUAGAUUCAGUUCAGAGGGUAA
This is a messenger RNA of Daphnia carinata, 973 nucleotides long. RefSeq names its product ADP-ribosylation factor-like protein 1 (gene Arl1). Gene Ontology annotation, molecular function: GTP binding; GTPase activity. Gene Ontology annotation, cellular component: Golgi apparatus; cytoplasm. The record is from RefSeq and is a predicted model, not a curated record. Bases 174 to 716 code for a protein of 180 amino acids. Gene Ontology annotation, biological process: intracellular protein transport; vesicle-mediated transport. Lineage: Eukaryota; Metazoa; Arthropoda; Branchiopoda; Diplostraca; Daphniidae. The transcript has 5 exons.